Molecule: messenger RNA, 2361 nt
Organism: Capsella rubella
Lineage: Eukaryota; Viridiplantae; Streptophyta; Magnoliopsida; Brassicales; Brassicaceae
Product: protein arginine N-methyltransferase 1.6
Exons: 14
Coding region: 19-2202 (727 amino acids)
Biological process (GO): peptidyl-arginine methylation
Molecular function (GO): protein-arginine omega-N monomethyltransferase activity
Source: RefSeq, a predicted model, not a curated record
UUAAGAGCUCCUCCGUUAAUGUCGUCUCUGUCAUCUCUACUUCCCAAAACAUUCAUACCCUUUCGCUCCUUCCGUUUAUAUUCACUGACCCGUCCAAGAAGCUCCGUCGCUGCUCGAACCAUGAGCUCUGAUUCUAGUCAACGCGUAUUCCAGCUCAGACAAGACCCACUCACCGGAAAUUCCGAGUGGGUUGUCAUCGAAGACAAUGGCCAUCUCGGAACUUACACGGACGGCCUCCUCGCCACGACUUCGUAUCUCGACAUGCUUAAUGAUACUCGCCGCAACAGAGCUUAUCGUCUCGCUAUCGAGAAAACCAUUACUGAGCCUUGCCACGUCCUUGACAUUGGUGCUGGAACUGGGUUGCUAUCGAUGAUGGCUGCGAGAGCAAUGGGAGAGUCUGGUGAUUCAAAAGGAAUGGUGACGGCGUGUGAGUCCUACUUGCCCAUGGUUAAGCUUAUGAGGAAGGUUUUGCAUAAGAAUGGGAUGACGAAGAACAUUAACCUUAUCAACAAACGAUCCGAUGAGCUCAAAGUUGGAUCAGACAUUGCUUCACGAGCUGACGUUCUUGUAAGUGAAAUAUUGGACUCUGAGUUACUUGGUGAAGGUCUAAUCCCAAGUUUACAACAUGCUCAUGACAUGUUGCUUGUUGAAAAUCCAAAAACUGUGCCAUACCGAGCUACUACUUAUUGCCAGCUUGUUGAAAGCGAGUUCUUAUGUAGCAUGCACAAUCUAAAAAAUAACGAGGCUAAUACAUCCGAUGGUGUUCGUCUAGUUCCUCCUGGCUUAGAGAGUCUAUUUGGUAUCAAGUCACAACAGUAUAGCAUGUAUGUCGAUGCUAUUGAGAAAGAAAUCAAACUGUUGUCAGACCCCGUCAAAAUAUUUGAAUUUGACUUUUGGAAACGGCCAGAAAGUAGUGGAGAGCUUGAUGUGCACAUAGAAGCAACAACCGCGGGUAGUGUUCAUGCUAUAAUUUCAUGGUGGGUGCUGCAGCUUGACUGUGAAGGAACAAUCUUCUACUCUACUGCUCCGAGAUGGAUAGAUUCAAGUCCUGAUAUAGGCGUCAGGGAAUGGUGUGACCAUUGGAAACAGUGUGUUUGGUUUACUCCAGGAGCAGGUGUGUCCUUAUCCAAAGGAGAAAAAGUUGAUUUGCAUGCUGCUCAUACUUGUACUAACAUCUUGUACAAUCUGAAGAAGACUCAAAGCUUGACACAUGAGAUGCCACACUCUCCUUUGAGUACUGGUGAUCUACACCUCACAUUACCACCCGAAAGAGUCGCAAUAUAUGGUGACUGUAGAUACAGGCAACCCAUGUUUGAGGCCACUAGAAACGCUUUACAGGGAAAGUCCAAUCCACAAUGUCUCGUAAUUGAUGAUAGUAUUCUUUUACCACUUAUGGCUCUACAUACCUCCAACAACUCACGGGUAAUAUCACUGUCACCUGGGCUGCAAGAGAAUGCUGCCAGAUACUUUGAAGCCAUUGCGGGUUCAAAUGGUUUUUCAAAAGAUCGUUUUGAAUAUUUCAGAGAUGGGAAGUCAAAGUUGGUCGAAGCUUAUCCGAGCAAGAUUGAUCUGCUGAUUGGAGAGCCAUAUUUCUACGGACAUGAAAGUGUGCUUCCGUGGCAGAACCUUAGAUUCUGGAAGGACAGAACUCUAGUUGAUUCUGUCCUGUCAGAAGAUGCAGUAAUAAUGCCGUAUAAAGGAGUUUUGAGAGGUUGUGCUAUGUAUCUUCCUGAUCUUUGGAAGAGCCGCUGUUGCCUUGGCAGUGUAGAAGGGUUUGACCAUGCUCUGGUGAAUACAACCUUAGGGGGGUGUGGUGAUCGUCCUUCUGAAAAAGACUGUCCUUGUUUGCCCUUUUUUAUCUGGCAAUGUGGAGAGACAAAGAAACUUAGCAAGGAAUUUACAGUCAUGGAGUUUGACUUCACCAAGCCCAUCACAGGUCCAUGUUCUGGGGAAGUUCAGAUCGAGUUUAUAGAACCUGGUAUAUGCCAUGGAAUCGUAUUGUGGAUGGAUUGGGUGAUGGAUGAAGAAAACUCAACCGUGAUCUCAACAGGACCAGAUGAAAGGUAUUGGAAGCAAGGAGUGAAGUUAUUAGGGAAGCCAGUCACAGUGGGAAUGAAAGGUCCAUCCUCAUCCAUAGGAAUCCAAGCUUCCUUAGAUUUGUCUUCAAAUAGCGAGCUCAUCAUCACUCAUACUAUUUCUUGACUCUUUUUUUGUUUGUCAAGACCAUUUUCAAUUUAUAUGUCUUAAUUGGGCACCUCCAAUCGUGUUGGAGUCUUUUUUUUGGGCCUAAUUCAAUGGUUAGAAAGUAGAAACUUCAGUAAAUUUGAUUUUGUGAUGUGCAAGUAGAUCCUUCUUCAUUGA